UCUAUCACACACUCCCUCUCGCUCUCUUCCUUCAUGCAAACUAUAAUUUCUAGGGUACAAAAAAAAGUUCCCGCUUGGUCGCAAGUGAAAGGUUGUUUCAACAUUACAAUUCCGUUAGUUGGGUACUGGAUUUGCCACCCUUCGGGUCAAUUAACACAACUGUUACCAUUUCUCGUGGAAAAUGUUAUUGUCCAGUCUGUCAUCGAUAAAAUCACGUCUGUCAUUGUCAUCGUUGACCAGGACUGUUGUGGGACAACAUUCUUCGCCUUGUAUGGUCGCGCGGGGUUAUUCAGCCUAGUGUAAUUCUAAUUAUUAGAAAUAUUUAUGAUUAAUUAUUGAUCGAAUCGCACGUGGAGGAACAAAGAGGGAACAGGAACGGAUUUUAACCUUGUGUUCUGUUUUCCGCCUGGGCAAAUUCGUUGAAGAUGAGACAUGUAGGUGAGCGUCGGCCAUUUUGAAGAAGAACUGGAUCUUCCUUUAAACAGAGUCUAUUGAUGUACUUUUUGGCGGAGGUGGGAAGCUAGUUACAAUUAUUGACCGUAUGCACCUGGGCGAAAAAAAUUAUAAAAGAUUAUGAAAAGAAAAAAAAAAUAGGCGCCGAAUAUUUCCUGUUAAUGUAUUUAACCAUCUGAAGGUCGGCCACGCCUAAGUCUCGGAGGUAUAAAAGCACGCCACGGUCUGUCCUGACUUCAGACUUGACCUUCUUACCGAAAUCGACACAGUCCUAGGAACAAUGAGUCCGUUGGAGGUGCUCUUCUUCUGCUUGGUAGCUACCGUAUCUGCCGGUCCACAUGUGGCCGUCGGUCCGGCCGGCGUCUGGGGAGGCUCCGUCGCCGUACCCGCAGUUGCUAAGACUGUCGGCUACUCUACACACACCGUAGGAGUAGCUGCCGCCCCCGCUGUCGGCUAUGCCGCCGCCCCUGUUGUCGCCGCUAGGACUUACGGAGUCGCUGCCGGCCCCGCUGUCGGAGUCGCUGCCGCUCCCGCUGUCGGAGUCGUGGCCGCUAGGACUUAUGGAGUAGCUGCUGCCCCCGCUUUCGGAUACGCCGCCGCCCCCGCUGUCGGAUACGCUGCCGCCCCCGCUGUCGGAGUCGUCGCUGCUAGAACUUACGGAGUAGCCGCCGCCCCCGCUGUCGUUUCUCACCGAACUGACGUCGCUCACGUCCCGACCACCGCCGUAGUCGACACCCCCACCGUCGUCCAAGGCACCGCUCUUUCAAAGACCGUCCACUACGAGAACCGCCCCGUCGUCACCGGCUACACCAGCACCGUCGUGAAGCCCGACCUCGGCAGACUCGCCACUCCCCUCCACACCGUCACCCAACAGAGGGUAGCCGCUGUCGGCAGGCCCGUCCAGACCGUCGUACCCCACGUCACCCAGGUCCAACCCGAAGUCCACGUUCAGAGAGUCGCCGUAGACGUCCCCGUCAAGACACCCGUCGUCAGCGAAGUGGAAGUCCGCACUCCAGUCGUUCAAUCCGCCCCCGUCGUAGCCGCUGCUCCCGCCGUCGGUGUCGUCGCCGCCAGGACUUACGGAGUAGCCACUGCUCCCGCUGUCGGCUAUGCCGCCGCCCCUGUUGUCGCCGCUAGGACUUACGGAGUCGCUGCCGCUCCCGCCGUAGGAGUCGUCGCCGCUAAGACUUACGGAGUCGCCGCCGCCCCUGCUGUCGGUUAUGCCACCGGAUACGCCGCCGCCCCCGCCGUAGUCGCCGCCGCCAAGACUUACGGAGUCGCUGCCGCCCCUGCUGUCGGUUACGCCACAGGAUAUGCCGCCGCCCCCGCCGUAGUCGCCGCCAAGACUUACGGAUACGCCGCCGCCCCCGCCGUAGUCGCCGCCAAGACUUACGGAGUCGCUGCCGCCCCUGCUGUCGGUUAUGCUACCGGAUACGCCGCCGCCCCCGCUGUAGUCGCCGCCAAGACAUACGGAGUCGCCGCCGCCCCCGCCGUCGGAUACGCCACCCACGGCGUUGUCGGCCACCAUGGAGUCGUUGCCAAAACCGUUUGGUAAUUUCUCUAAACACUUCCCUUCUCCUAUUAUAUAAUAAAGUCUCACUUUUUUUUUUUAAAUUUA
Cimex lectularius (bed bug) is the source of this 2071-nucleotide messenger RNA. Its product is annotated as elastin-like. Lineage: Eukaryota; Metazoa; Arthropoda; Insecta; Hemiptera; Cimicidae. The record is from RefSeq and is a predicted model, not a curated record. The coding region runs from base 734 to 2008 and encodes 424 amino acids. The transcript is spliced from 3 exons.